AUGAAUUCUAAAUCAUCGCCGUACGCUAAAAAUUGGACUGCAGAUGACACCACAGGCAAAACGAAACAAAACACGAUUGCUACCGCGAUAACAUCAGUGAAGCGGUUUGGUGCGAGGCGGAGGAAAUGGCUGCUGCCGUUCGUGUCUCUGGGAAUUGUGGUAGUUGUGUUGGUGGUUGUCUUAUCGGUCUUGGGGGUACAGGGACGACUGGGUAGAAAGAAAGAUGAUAAAGGGGUAGUAAAGACAAUAGAUGGGUUGUCGAGACCAUGGUAUCCCACCCCACGAGGCGGAACGGUUGAAAGUUGGGCUGCCAGCUACGAAAAGGCCCAGCAAUUAGUGAGCAAAAUGAGCCUCGUUGAAAAAGUCAAUGUUACUACAGGUGUUGGCUGGGCCAAUGGGCUGUGUGUGGGGAACACUGGUCCAGCUACUUCGGUGGGCUUCCCAUCGCUUUGUCUACAGGAUGGACCCCUGGGCCUUCGUUUUGCCGAUAAUAUCUCAGCGUUUCCUGCCGGUGUCACCAUUGGUGCGACAUGGAACCGUGAUUUAAUGUACAAAAGGGGGCUCGCACUCGGAAGAGAAGCACGUCGCAAGGGAGUCAAUGUUCUUCUUGGCCCAGCUCUGGGUCCCAUUGGGGUCCUACCUGCAGGCGGGAGGAAUUGGGAAGGUUUUGGUUCCGAUCCCGUUCUCCAAGGUAUUGCAGCUGCACAAACCAUUCGUGGUAUUCAGGAUAACGGCGUGAUGGCAACUGCGAAACAUUUUAUACUAAAUGAACAAGAGCAUUAUCGCCAAGGAGGUGAAUGGGGAAUUCCGAGUGCGAUGUCGUCAAAUGUUGAUGAUCGUUCUCUCCGGGAAGUGUAUGUUUGGCCAUUUGCAGAAAGUGUACGGGCUGGCGCAGCAAGUGUGAUGUGUGCAUAUCAGAUGGUGAAUAAUUCUUACUCGUGUCAGAAUAGUUUGCUUUUAAACGGCAUUCUCAAGGACGAGCUCGGAUUCCAGGGUUUCGUCCAGUCAGACUGGUUGGCACAACGGAGUGGGGUUGCUAGUGCUCUUGCUGGCUUGGAUGUCUCAAUGCCUGGGGAUGGACUAGGUUGGAAGGAUGGGAUCUCGCUAUGGGGGAGCCGUUUGACGCAAGCUGUUUUGAAUACGUCCGUGCCAAUUGAUCGAUUGAAUGAUAUGACAACGAGGGUAGUGGCCGCCUGGUACCAGUUGAAGCAGGACUCAUGGCCGAAACCGCCUCCUGAGGGAGAUGGAGGGCCAAACUUCUCGUCCUGGACUAAGGAGGAGAUCGGUCGUCUGCACGAAGGGAGUCCGGACGACGAUGCCAAAGGGGUCGUUAAUAAAUUUAUCAAUCCGCAAGGUGAAGGGAAAGAUGCGCACGGCCCACUUGCUCGUGAAAUUGCAGCGGAAGGGACAAUUUUGCUAAAGAAUGUAAAUGGAUUCCUUCCACUCUCGAGGGAUGGCCCUCAAUUAUCAGACGAAAGGUAUCGUGUCGGUGUUUAUGGAGAAGAUGCCGGAGCCGGUGAUGGCCCGAACGCUUGUGAGGACAGAGGAUGCAAUCAAGGAACCCUGGCGUCAGGCUGGGGUAGUGGAGCUGUGAACUUUCCCUAUCUGAUAACGCCAUGGAAAGCUCUAAGCAAUGCAUUCAACAAACAGUCGGUAACGGUAUCUGGCUACCUAACAAACUCCAAGGUUCCAUCCGAAAAUAUGCAUGACAAGGACUUGUGCCUCGUUUUCGCGAAUGCUGCUUCCGGGGAAGGGUUCCGGUCAUGGGAAGACAUCCGUGGCGAUAGGAACGACCUCUUUCUCCAAAAGAAUACCGAUGACCUUGUUUCCACUGUGGCAACUGAGUGUGGUGGCGGCAAUGGCAGCACAGUAGCAGUUAUCCAUUCUGUCGGGCCUGUGAUUGUUGAGUCUUGGAUCAAUCAUCCGGGGAUUAGGGCAGUACUUCUAGCCAACUUACCUGGACAGGAGAGUGGAAAUGCUCUGGUUGACAUUUUAUUUGGUGAUAUGGACGCAAGUGGCAGGCUUCCAUAUACCAUGGGAAAAAGCCUGGAUGAUUACGGCCCUCAAGCUGGCGUCCUCUAUAAGUCCGAUGACCCUAUUCCUCAAAAGGAUUUUUCUCACGGGCUCUUUAUCGAUUACCGCUAUUUCGACAUCAACAACAUCACUCCUCGAUAUGAGUUCGGGUACGGCCUAUCAUAUACGACUUUCAACAUUUCCAACCUAAUUCUCCAGCCUUUGAAAAACAGGACAUCCCUCCCGUCCCCUAGGCCACAACAGAAGUCCCCACCGUCCUAUGAUAACACGAUUCCCAAUCCCAAAUCUGCUUUAUUCCCCAAGGGGUUCAGGAAACUAAUGAAAUACAUAUACCCAUACAUUAACUCCGUAAACGACGUUAAAAGAAAGACCCCGUAUAGAUAUCCCAGCGGCUACCAUGAUGCUCAAACUCCUUCCCCAGCCGGAGGAGGUGAGGGUGGUAAUCCAUCUCUCUUCGAUAACUUUGUCAUCGUAACUGUUACCGUUAACAACACAGGAACCCGCACCGGAAAGGAUGUUAUACAGGUCUAUAUCUCAUUUCCGAGUGACAUCGUUGAUGAGCCUCUGGCGGAGAUGCCCACUAAUACCACUGUAGCCACCAGCACAACCAGCGACACGAAAUUCAACAACAGCACGACCACUGGCAGGACAAAAGAGCCUAUCGAUUUCCCUGUCCGCGUGCUACGAAAUUUCCAGAAAGUAGAGCUCCAGCCAGGCCAAGCUGUGAAUGUGAGCUUGCCGCUGACGCGCAAAGAUCUGAGUUACUGGAGUGUUGUGAAUCAGAAUUGGGUUAUGCCUGUCAAUGGGCGGUUUAAGGUCUGGGUUGGGAGGAGUUCAAGGGAGUUGCCGCUUAUGGGCGAGUUCUAA
Molecule: messenger RNA, 2901 nt
Organism: Paracoccidioides lutzii Pb01
Product: beta-glucosidase
Exons: 3
Coding region: 1-2901 (966 amino acids)
Biological process (GO): glucan catabolic process
Molecular function (GO): beta-glucosidase activity
Source: RefSeq, a predicted model, not a curated record